Felis catus (domestic cat) is the source of this 1620-nucleotide messenger RNA. RefSeq names its product fragile histidine triad diadenosine triphosphatase (gene FHIT). The record is from RefSeq and is a predicted model, not a curated record. Bases 858 to 1307 code for a protein of 149 amino acids. NCBI's taxonomy places the organism in Eukaryota, Metazoa, Chordata, Mammalia, Carnivora, Felidae. Gene Ontology annotation, cellular component: nucleus; cytoplasm; plasma membrane. Gene Ontology annotation, biological process: diadenosine triphosphate catabolic process; negative regulation of proteasomal ubiquitin-dependent protein catabolic process; purine nucleotide metabolic process. The transcript is spliced from 7 exons. Gene Ontology annotation, molecular function: ubiquitin protein ligase binding; bis(5'-adenosyl)-triphosphatase activity.
ACUUUCUCUCAACUGAGGUCAGUGUUUCCCAAGGGGGAAUCUGCUGGCAUCCUGGGACAGAUAAUUCUUCAUUGUGCAGAGAUAACCCAUUGUAGAACCUUGAGCAGCAUUUAGCAUGUUCCCUACAUGUUGCCCUGUGGCCACCCCCCACCCCCAUGCCCAUCACUGGGACAAUUCCUAGUCCCCCCUAACAGCCCUGGUCAAGAACCAGUUCAGUUUCUCUCUCUCUGAUUAUAACAGAACUCAUGCAACAGGACUGCAGGAUUCACAUGAUUUAAGAGGAGCGUUUCAUUUUCUCCCUUAGCUUGGCUGUAUGCUUAUGAUACAAAGGAAUCAAACUUCCUUGCUCUCUCAGUGGCUCUAAGUUUGAAGUUGAAUUGGUCUAAAGUGUUCAUUUUGCUUUUUUGUUGUUGUUGUUCUGGCUGUUCUUUUUGGUAGGCAUAAAGAAGUUUCCCCUUUCAGAGAAAUGCUGAGCACAUACCACCCCAAAGCACACCCCAAACCAAUUGCUCUCAAUCUCAAAAAAAAAAAUCUGAAAGGGAAAAACAUUAAUGGAUUAUUUUUGUACAUGUGAAAAAUCUUUUGGAAGGGCAAUUUUCUCUUGCUGAGUGGUGGAAAACGACAGUGUUAAUUACGUUGCCUUGUUAAAUCUGAAAGAACGCAGUGAACGUUGGAAACCUUUCAAUUGCCUUUGUGGAAAGGCAUCUAAGGGAUCAGAAACCAUCUCCAUCAGCGAAGCGCUGAGGCAGCUGUGCCCCUCCUAAGGCCCUGGGUCUGGUUGUGCUGAGAGGAAGCUGUGAGCUCCAACCUAUGGGACCUCUGGGGAAAAUACAGAGGAAGGUUUCAACCGUGAGGAAAUGUCAUUCAGAUUUGGCCAACACCUCAUCAAGCCCUCUGUGGUUUUUCUCAAAACAGAACUGUCCUUUGCUCUUGUGAACAGGAAACCUGUGGUACCAGGACAUGUCCUCGUGUGUCCCCUUCGGCCAGUGGAGCGCUUCCGAGACCUGCGUCCAGAUGAAGUGGCAGAUUUGUUCCAGGCAACCCAGAGAGUCGGGAUGGUGGUGGAGAAGCAUUUCCAGGGGACUUCUCUCACAUUUUCCAUCCAGGAUGGCCCUGAAGCCGGGCAGACUGUGAAGCAUGUUCACGUCCACGUUCUUCCAAGGAAGGCUGGAGACUUUCACAGGAAUGACAGCGUCUAUGAUGAGCUCCAGAAACAUGACAAAGAGGAAGAGGACUCCCCAACCUUGUGGAGAUCUGAGGAGGAAAUGGCAUCAGAAGCUGCAGCACUAAGGGUCUACUUUCAGUGACUUUGCAGGCACAAAAGUAACUUGAACAAAUCCCAAGGCAUACAGAAAUGGGCCUCGUUCUCUAGGACUCUGCAGCAUUGGAAAUGAAGCUAAGCAGACUUUAUUACAUCCUACAAUUCUGCAACCUUUUGCGAAGCAUUUUAUUCCACUUGUGGAAGCCAUCGGGGUUAUGUUUCAAUCACCAUGACUGACAGGCUAACUUCAAAACAACAGCAUCGGCAGCCCUUCCAUACUUCCUGGGCUAUGCACUUAGAAUAGAACCUUUUCUAAAUUGUCCCUUGGCCUGGAUGGAAAUAAAAUGGUGGUUAAAAUA